Molecule: messenger RNA, 684 nt
Organism: Fraxinus pennsylvanica
Lineage: Eukaryota; Viridiplantae; Streptophyta; Magnoliopsida; Lamiales; Oleaceae
Source: the annotation of a GenBank genome assembly
AUGCCAAUGGCGACGAAGGAGGAGCUUCUGUCUGAUGAUGUACAGAAGCCAGCGAGAUUUAGUAGAGUUCAAGUUGGAUGCCAUGAAAAUGGGAUGCUUUCGAGGGACUUCCUUAAUCUCUAUGCACAUCCUCUUCAUCAUUUUCUCAACUUAUGGCCUUCAAAUCCUCUCAAAUAUAGGGAAAAAAUGGGAAUGUAUGCUACAGAGGUUAGGAAAUUAGGCAUUGAGCUUUUUGGUGCCAUCAUGGAGAGCUUAAACUUGAGCCCAACACACUUAAAAACAAAAUUUCGAGCACGGCGCACAACUUAUCGGCAUAAAUUCCUAUCCUCCAUGCUCGGGAUCGAACGUAAAAGCAGGCACAUCUGCGCACACAGAUCACAGCAUUAUCACCCUUCUUCUUCAAAGUUCCCCGGGCCUCCAUAUCAUGGACAGGUUGGAUCAAGGAAUCACUUAGCAAUGCACUGGAUAUUAGGACAAGAAUCCGAAGACGGUGAUCGAGACGUACAGAUCGUUUUGAACGAUUCUGGUGUUCGAUUGGUCGAGGAUACAGUUGAAAUAAAAUUGGCUGAUUUUCUUGUUUUGGAGGAGAAGAAAGAAGCACAAGGUGAGGUUGUGUUUUGGGAUGAUGUUCUUGGUCACAAUAUUCAGCUCUCUUUGCUAUUUUAUGUCCAGGUGAAAAUUUAG